This is a messenger RNA of Trifolium pratense (red clover), 5171 nucleotides long. Its product is annotated as protein HUA2-LIKE 2-like. Gene Ontology annotation, cellular component: nucleus. The transcript has 12 exons. Gene Ontology annotation, biological process: regulation of transcription by RNA polymerase II. NCBI's taxonomy places the organism in Eukaryota, Viridiplantae, Streptophyta, Magnoliopsida, Fabales, Fabaceae. Gene Ontology annotation, molecular function: transcription coregulator activity; double-stranded DNA binding. The coding region runs from base 306 to 4571 and encodes 1421 amino acids. The record is from RefSeq and is a predicted model, not a curated record.
AGCCGUCAAAAGCCUCAAUUCUGAAGGUAAUAUAAAUAAGUAAUAUAAAGGGGCUCAUCUUUUUUUUUUGUUAGUGAGAGAGCUAAAGGGCGCAGUUGACGGAGGGAGCAGUAUGGAUUGAAAACAACACUAGCUUCACUGCGCACCCUAGGCCGCUCUUCCACCUCUUUCAACUACUUUCAUCUUCUUCUUCUUCUUCAUUCACUUUCACUCUUCAAUUAGGGUUUUUCAUUCACCUCUUUCUUCUCUCUCGUUUUUCUCCGUUAUUGUUGUUCGUUUAAUUGGAGCAGUUUUGUGUUGUUGCCAUGGCGCCUGGUCGUAAGAAAGGCGCCAAGAAAUCAACGGCGGCUAGUUCUGUUACUUGCCGGCAUUGGAACGUCGGCGAUCUUGUGCUUGCUAAGGUUAAAGGCUUCCCUGCCUGGCCUGCAACGGUAAGUCAGCCGGAGAAAUGGGGCUACUCGACUGAUCCGAAGAAAGUAUUUGUUCUCUUCUUUGGAACCGAACAAAUUGCUUUCUGCAGUCCUGCUGAUAUUGAGGCAUUUACUGAAGAGAAGAAGCAGUCUCUUGCCAAUCGCCAAGGAAGGGGUUCUGAUUUUGUUCGCGCAGUACAGGAGAUUAUUGAAUGUUAUGAAAAGUUAAACAGAGGAACCCGAGUUGAUGAAACUAGCUCUGGUGGUGAAGUUGCUAAUGCAGAUGCGGUAAAUUCACUUGACGUAUCUGCCAAUUCAGGAUUCGAAGAUCAUGUGGAUUCUCCUUGGACAAUCAAUUCACAAAUAAAAUCACCAAAUUCAGUGACUGGCAACCCUGAGCUAGUUUAUGCAGUUGAGGACGACUCAGUUGUCGCACCAAGGGAUGAAUCUUAUAUCAAAAAGGCUACUGCUGAUACUGUUGCAACUGCAACUGUAAAAUCACUUUUGCCAGUGAAACUGGGAAUCGAACCAGUUCAAAGGUUCAGAAGCUCAUCACAGAUCCAAAACUUUGUUGUACAUCGUAGUGAUGGUGUAAAUAAUGGUGGCAACAUAUCAAUUGAUGCAAUUCAGAAAAAAACUAUUAGAAGGAUUAAACAUAUCAGGAAUUCACCUGAAUUUUUUGGUUGUAAUGAUACCAAUUCAUCUGCAUUUGCCUCAAAUGUUAGCAUGGAUGAAAAUGGUUCUGAAAUUAAUACAAUCAAUUCUGACGCCUGUAGCUUAAAUGAGGGAAGUGCAAUAGAUUCUAUUUUAAAACUUGAACAAUCUGAUAUUAUCGAGUGCUCUAAAUAUGAAGUUGGGUUAAACAAAGUCCUUGAUCGUGAAACGAAGGCUGUAGUUGGUAAGAAGAAAAGAAAACCAAACACGAUGAGGAAAACCAAGAAUGUUGGCACUCAGAAUACCAAUCCACAUUUGCAUAAUUUUUCUGAAAUUCCGAAAGAGAGAUGCUCUGACCAAGAGGGAGAUGAACACUUGCCCCUCUUGAAGCGAGCCAGAGUUAGAAUGGCUAACUCAUCAUUCACCAAGGAAGAACACAAUAGAAUUGCACAAGUACGAGAGAAAAGCUGUAAGGAAGCUAUUGUCGGUACACCUUUGCAGAUAGUCACAUCCUCAAAUUGUGAAAAUGGUUGCCUUGCUGAUGGAGACUCAUCGGCGUUGAAUGGAGUUUUGGGUAAUGUUUCUCCUAAGUUACUAGCUCCCUGUUCUGAAAAUGGGUCACAUGCUUCUAAAGUUAAGAAAGACCAAUUAUUUGGCUGCUCUGUGGAUGAUGAAUCUCUUUUACCUCCAUCUAAACGCAUCCAUCGUGCUUUAAAAGCAAUGUCUGCCAAUGCUGCUGAAGAAAGAGCUUGUAUUGAAUCACCACCUUCUAUAAUGACAUCAAGUGGUAGAUCCUGUAUAUCUACGAUCAAGAGAUGUUCUUGUAUGGCUAUUGAUAACCAAGGAGGCAAUGAUUUAGAAUUGAAAGGGUCGGACUCUUGUGGCAUUGACUGUUCUGAUAACCGUGUGUGUAGUUUUUCAACCUGUUCAAAUCCAAUGAUUUUUAGAGAGAAUAAGUCAUCUUUUGAAGAGGAUAAACAGUUGGCCAAGUCUCAACAACAUGAAUCUGGCAACGAUGUCAUCCCAGGUGCUAAACACCAAAUUGGUGAAGAGCCUAGUGAUUCUGUGGUUUGUGCGCCUGCUAAAAUAGAUUCACAAGUUCUGAUGCAUGAAAAACUUUCUCCUAAUCUUGAUGUGAAAUGUUUUCAAGUUGGAGGCAACCAAGAUUCACCAAAGGCUGACGAAAGUAUCAGACCUGCAAUCCAUUCAAAUACGUCUGAUACAUUAGAUCGUCAUGGAAUAAAUUUUGAUCCUGUGGCAGGUCCUAAUGAAAGUGGCGAAUUGUUGCCUCAAAAAUGUAUCAGCACACCUCAGAAUUUUAUGGUUGAAUGCGAGGAUAUGAAGGGAACAGCUGAUGACCGCAGUCAAAUCAAUGACACGCAUGUGGUUGUAAACGAGGUAAAAUGUAAGGGACAACAGGGGGAUAUGAUUUCUCUAUCAACAUCCAAUGGUUGUUCAGGGGAAAAGGGUGCUUUGGGCAUUCCGGCAAGCUCAUCCUUGACUGAUGGGGGGGUUUGCAUUCCACAAGGUUCAACUCCAAAUACAUUAGUUCGCAAUGUUUCUACAUCAGACAGUAGUAAUAUUCAUCAAAAUGGAAGUUGUAGUCCUGAUGUACUCCAGAAGAACAUUUUAUCUGGUCCCGUUGAUGAAGGGAAAGAUGGGGCGGUGCCAAAUCAACAAUCAAGAUCUAUGGACAAGUCAACUGAAGCAGGAAAUGCUGCUUUGUUAUACUUUGAAGCAAUGCUUGGGACAUUGAAAAGGACAAAGGAAAAUAUUAGUCGAGCAACGCGCAUAGCUAUUGACUGUGCAAAGUUUGGCUUUGCAACAAAGGUGGUAGAAAGUCUUGUAAGCAGUCUGGAAAGUGAGCCAAGCCUUCGUCGGAGAGUGGAUCUGUUUUUUCUUGUUGACUCCAUUGCUCAAUGUUCUCAAGGUUCGAAAGGAGAUGUUGGGGCAGUAUACCCAUCUGCAAUGGAAGCAUUCCUGCCACGCCUAUUGUCUGCUGCUGCCCCUCCUGGAAAUACUGCACCAGAAAAUCGUAGGCAGUGUCUUAAGGUGUUAAGGCUGUGGUUGGAGCGAAGAAUCCUACCAGAAUCCACCAUUCGCCAACACAUCAGGGAACUGAACUCAUAUAGCAGUUCAGCUUCUACAGGUGUUCACUCGCAGCGUUCAUUGAGAACAGAAAGGGCUUUAGAUGAUCCUAUAAGAGAAAUGGAGGGUAUGCUUGUUAACGAAUAUGGAAGCAACUCAAGUUUUCAGUUAUCUGGAUUUCGCAUGCCCCGUAUGGUUGAAGAUGGAGGGAGUGAUUCUGAUGGAGGGAACUUCAAUGCUGUCACGCCUCAACAUGAUUCUGAAGCAUAUGAAGUACAACAAGUGUCUCAUGCAUUUGAAAAACAUAGGCGUGUGUUGGAAGAUGUUGAGGGAGAGCUUGAAAUGGAAGAUGUGGCACCCUCUUUGGAUGUGGAAUUGAAUUCGAUUUGCAAUGUUGAUGGAGGAAAUGUGUCACAGCUUGAUAGUAAACUUCCUCUGUCCUUUGCUCCUCGUUUACCACAAGAUGUGCCAUCAUCUUCCCCACAUCCACCACCAUUCGCUCCACCACCACCACCACCACCACCACCACCACCACCACCUCCUCCACCUCCACCAACAUUGCAUCCUAUGUCGACGACCUCUGAUCAAUAUCGCACAGUUAUAGAUUCACAGACAGUGCAUGGCAAAACAUUUCAUUCUCUGGCUCAGCCCUUAGUUUCACCAAGAAUUAGUCGACCUAUGGAUGCAGUGCAGUUUCAAAUCCCAGAAUGUAGAGACGUGCAGAUGCAGAUACCAGAGUCUACUCGCUCUUUCAACACUUACCCUGUACGACCACCAGAAAAUUCCAGGAGUACCGAUGGUUUUACUGUGCACAAUAAAGGUUACAUACUACGGCCACCACACCGCGUACCAUCGGAUCAGUUUUCUUUUGUUAAUGCAGAAAAUCGUCUGAAGUCUCAGAGGGAGGUUCCAUCAUCCCCUUCAUUCUCCAAUAGACACCACUCUGUGCAGAGCAUGAAGAGGGAGAACUUCUAUAACAAUCACGAGAGAAAUGGGAUGAGAUGCAAUACUCGUGUACCACAUGAAGAGAGAUGGAAUACUCGUGCAGCACAUGAAGAGAGAUGGAAUACUCGUGCAGCACAUGAAGAGAGAUGGUACAGUCGUACACCACAUGAAGAGAGAUGGAAUACCCGGGUACCACAUGAAGAGAGAUGGAAUACCCGGGUACCACAUGAAGAGAGAUGGAAUACCCGUGCAACAUAUUCACCAUAUUCUGGUGUGUCUGCCUUUUAUGGUUGUCAUCCAAGUGAAUCACCAAGAUCACCCGUCCGUGGUUUGAGAUUUCCUCCCCAGUCAAUGAAUUACAGAAACUCCACACCUUUUAGACCACACUAUGAUGAUGAUGAUGAUGCAAUUCCAGUAGCAAACCGAGGCCCAAACUUUUGGCGGCCUAGGCGAGCAGAAACUACCCGACACUGAAGGCUCCAUACUUCUGCCUGUCCGCAAGCCUCUUUUGAUAUCCUUCAACAAUUUGUAUUGUUGUUACUUACCUGCACAUUUCACUUGUUGAAUGUUAGAUAUGACUCACUUUUUUGCGUGGGCCCUGUCUAUGUUCACGAGAGGUAGCUUUUGUUACAUCUUUCUGUACAGGCAAGAAAGGAUCUUUGGAGAGUUUGCAGAAUCUGCACAAGAUGUAGUCAUGAUAUGCUAGAUUUGUAUAUAAUUUAUUACUACAUCUUCUGCAGAAUGCAGAGCAGGAAGAGUCAUUGUAAAGUUGUUGGAGAGCUGUAACAUAUCAAGGUUGUUCAUCAUGUAUCAAUUUUUGUCGCCAACAAUAUGAUUUACUUCAUAGAAGCCCUUAUAGAUGUUUAGACCAAAUAUAUAAUUUUUUUAGGGGCUGUUUUUGAAAUUGUUUUCUUCGCUUAUGGAAAAUCUUUCCUCAGCGAAGGUGAGCCGGUUGAAUUCCUCCCGACAGUUGUUUGCUUUUAUUUCUUUGGUUAUCCUUGACAAAUACUCAAAGAUUUUUUUGGUGAAUAAAAUAUACAUUUUAAGACAAAUUAAGGAUAUAUUUUCGUUAAA